UAUUUGUGUGCACUUAGUGGAUCUGUAAGUUAUCUCGUGGAUUUAGGAGUGAGAAUAGGCUAGGUUUAGAUUCAGAACAUUAGAUAGAAUAUUGAGAAGUUUAAAGGUGAAGACAAUGGCGAUGUUAAUUGAAAUGUACGAGCAACAAUAUGGAGUAUUAACGGCUGAUAUUACAUCAAGAAUCGGAAAAUUACCAUCUGUUUCUGGAAGUGAGAGGAGGACUUUGAUAACCGAGCUGGACAGACAUCUGGAGGAAUGCAAUGAGCUACUGGAACAGAUGGAGCUAGAAGUGCGAGAGAUGAAAGCGACGGAGCAGCCGAGGUUACGCACAAGACUGGAGAGUUACCGGGUGGAAUUAGGUCGUCUGCAGCAGGAGUUCAAACGUGCUCGGUCAGUCACCAGUCAAGAGAGUUACCACGAGUCAUCGGAGCACUUCUCGCCUGGCCUGAGCCUCAAUGAGGAGCAGAAACAACGACUAUUGGACAACUCGGAGCGGUUGGAACGUACCGGCAACCAUCUUACCUCCGGAUAUCAGAUCCUGCUGGAGACGGAGGAGAUCGGCUCCCAGGUUCUGCGGGAUCUUAGCCAGCAGCGAGAGACCAUACAGAAAUCUCGAAGCAGGCUGCGGGAGACUGACGCUGAGCUCGGCCGCAGUUCACGCCUGGUGCAGGCAAUGAUCGCUCGCUCCCUCCAACACCGCUUCGUCUUAUUGCUGGUCGGCAUCGGGUUCUGUCUCGUAGUCGCCGUCAGCAUCUACAUCUCCGCCACCAGGGACAGAUAGACAGCCUACUCACUCCACUCCAACUGUGUCCUGUAUUGUUUGCUUCGUUUCAUUCCCGGGCUGGUACGAAGUAGUUUCUCCGAGAAGAUGGGAGAUCGACUGUUGAAGAAAACUGACAUUUUCAAACAUAUUGCGAUUUGUUUGUAAAUCACUAUUAGACUUGAUAUAUGAAAUAAUGUACAAUAAAGAUUUGUCUCUAUGUUCGGAUAAUACUCCAUUGUACAUCUAUUUAAGUUAAUUCCGAGUGAAUUGUACAUAAUGCAUAUGCUUAGUCAAGUCUUAAUCUAGCAAUAGUUUUAUAAGUCUUUGAGCACCAAACGAGUAUUUUACUUUUAUCCCAAAUCGUACCUCGUUAUUACAUAAAAGUGUCACUGUUGUUUCGGUUAAUAAACUAAUUUUUAGAUAUAGUUUACAUUGAAUUUUAACAAAUUAUGAGUUAUAAAUUCAAUUUGUUAUCUAAAUCUCAAUUCAUAGAAUGUAAUUUUUUGUCACAUUUUAAAUAUUUGUUACACAGUCAUGUCAUAUUUCAAUUAAGUUAUUUCAUUAACAGUAUAUCAUAAUGAACAAAUAUACCACCAAAGUAAAUGUCAACAUUCCUCCAGGUUUGCCUGUAAGUAAGCAGGCAGGCCCCUCUGUGUGUAUUAUAGCACAGGCUGUGAUUGUUAUUGCUAAGCUUGUAUUGUAGUCGUGAUUGGUUUAUUUUAAAUGUAAAUAUAUAGCUAACAGCCAUGGUUUGUCAUAUUUUACCGUUUUGGUAUAUUUUGUUAUUGUUUGUAUGUUUUAAGUUUACAAUGCUAUUAAAUUAUUUGUUGGUUUAA
This is a messenger RNA of Homalodisca vitripennis (glassy-winged sharpshooter), 1599 nucleotides long. Its product is annotated as vesicle transport through interaction with t-SNAREs homolog 1A-like. Gene Ontology annotation, molecular function: SNAP receptor activity; SNARE binding. NCBI's taxonomy places the organism in Eukaryota, Metazoa, Arthropoda, Insecta, Hemiptera, Cicadellidae. Gene Ontology annotation, biological process: macroautophagy; intracellular protein transport; retrograde transport, endosome to Golgi. The coding region runs from base 116 to 781 and encodes 221 amino acids. Gene Ontology annotation, cellular component: ER to Golgi transport vesicle membrane; endoplasmic reticulum membrane; Golgi apparatus. The record is from RefSeq and is a predicted model, not a curated record. The transcript has 5 exons.